ACUUUCAGAUAAAUUUGCUGUUCAAAUAUCGAUCUAGCGCGACCAUCGAUAGGAGUGAAUUGAAAGUUAUGGCGGACUUUGCGUUGCCGAAGAUCACGGACAACCCGAAUGGGUGGGGACCAUGUGCAGUUCCGGAGAAGUUCAAGGACAUGCCCUACCAGCCAUUCAGCAAGAGCGACCGACUGGGCAAAGUGUCUGACUGGACUCUGAGUGGGAACCAGCUGUACAAUGACAAGAAGUACAACAACAAGUACACCUCCCAGUUCUCCACCAGUGGGGCGGGACAGUAUGCCUACUACCACGAACACGACGACCACUUCCAGAUCGUCGACACCAUCAAGCCCAGCAGGCCAUUCUUCAGAGGAAUCGGACGAGGUAGAUACAAUCCCAUGCAGAGAGGAAGGGGCAGGGGAGCGUCUAUGCCCAACAGGGGGAGUCAGAACCAGGGCAACUCGAACGCCUGGAGGGGCAACAGUGGCAACCAGCAAAGCAGCAGAGGCUGGCAGAGAGGCAAAAUCAGGGGCAACAGGAACCGAAAUUGGAACAAUAAUAACCGCAAUCAAGUUUCUAGGAAAGCUUCGGUGGAUGUUAAACAAGACUGGGACGAGAUUGAUUACUACGAUUUCCCACGUCUGACUAAACUGAAGCUUCCGGAUGUGAACAAACCUGUGGAGCUUGUGACAGCUGGAACACUGGAGUAUUAUGACCAGAAGUUCGACAGAGUGAACACAAAGAGCGAGCGAUACUUGACAGCUAUCAACCGAAGGAUCCCGACUGUCACGACUACAUCGGAUCCAGUGAUCAGAAGACUGGCCGCCAAACAGGGAAACGUGUUCGCCACUGACAUCAUAUUAGCCACGCUUAUGUGUUGCACAAGGUCCGUCUACUCGUGGGAUAUAGUGGCCACAAAGUUGAAAGGGAAGAUAUUUUUGGACAAGCGAGAGGACAGUCUGUCAUUCGACUGUCUGACUGUGAACGAGACAGCUCACGAGCCGCUCUCGACUGAUCCGAAUGAGUUGAAAGUUUACUCGGACGAAAGCACUCAUGUCAAUUACUGUUUUACCCAACAAGUUCUGAAGAAGGAAGGCGAUGCUCAUAAAUUCAAAGAGCCGAAUCCCUUCGAAGACGAGGAUGACGACGAUGAGCCGCAGGAUCCUCUGGCACCUAUCGGGUAUAAGUAUAAAAUGUGGGACCUUGGCAAUGACAUUAAACUUGUAUGCAGAUGCGAGCAUGAUGCUGUUAGUAAGGGUCCCGAUGAUAAGACACACUUCCUGACAAUCAAAGCUUUGAACGAAGUGGAACAUAGAAGCGAAUGGCACCAAAAGCUGGACCAGCAAAGUGGAGCGAUAAUCGCAACUGAGCUGAAAAAUAACAGUUUUAAAAUUGGAAAGUGGUGUCUUCAGGCGUAUCUUUCGGGAUCUGAUUUCAUCAAACUGGGAUUCGUGUCGCGGGUCAACCCACGAGAUUCGAAAACUCACGAGAUCCUGAAAGUGCAGUCGUUCGAGCCAAGUAACUUGGCCACGAGUAUCAAUUUGAACUUCGACAACUGUUGGGGUAUUCUGAGAGCUAUAAUAGAUGCUAUUAAUAGACAGCCAGAGGAGGCGGGCAAGUAUCUGUUGUUAAAGGAUCCGAAUAAGACUACGAUUAGGCUGUACAAGAUCCCCAUGAAUACGUUCUCCGACGACGAGGACGAUUCUGAGGAAGAAACUAUUCCAGAAGAAAACGAAAAAGAGUGAAAAGAGAAAUUGACGGAGUGAAUUAAUUAAUAAUAUUAUGGAGAAAUUAAGUGGUAUGACGAAGUUAAUGCAGGCGUACUUGACAUUGCCUCUUUUUAUCAUUUUUGGAGGUCUUUUUGAUACAAAUUGAAUAUCGGCAAAAGUUUAAGUUCGUCUGCCUACUUAGAUUCAUAUGGAUGGGAGGUAUUUCAGAAGCAAAUGAGCGACCUACUGGCGAACUGAACUGCUAAUAAGAUAUGAAUGCUAUGCUCUCAGUGUAAUUUGAUGGAUGGAUAUAUUUGUAUGCUUUUGCUUUCCAUUUGCGUGCUGGAUUCAGUUGAAUUUUCAAACUUU
Messenger RNA from Symsagittifera roscoffensis, 2069 nucleotides. Its product is annotated as eukaryotic translation initiation factor 3 subunit D-like. Gene Ontology annotation, cellular component: eukaryotic translation initiation factor 3 complex; cytoplasm. The coding region runs from base 69 to 1736 and encodes 555 amino acids. The record is from RefSeq and is a predicted model, not a curated record. NCBI's taxonomy places the organism in Eukaryota, Metazoa, Xenacoelomorpha, Acoela, Convolutidae. Gene Ontology annotation, biological process: translational initiation. Gene Ontology annotation, molecular function: translation initiation factor activity. The transcript is spliced from 2 exons.